Molecule: messenger RNA, 581 nt
Organism: Ilex paraguariensis (yerba mate)
Lineage: Eukaryota; Viridiplantae; Streptophyta; Magnoliopsida; Aquifoliales; Aquifoliaceae
Source: the annotation of a GenBank genome assembly
AGUCUACUACCAUCGGUGGCUUAGAAAAGCUAGGUGGAGCUGUUGGCCAAGCUAAAGGAUCUAGUUAUGUAGAGUUAUUGGCUGAGUUGGGAAAGCUGUUGGAUGAGCUGGCAGAGAUGUUAGAUGAGCUGGAUAAUUCUAUUUGGGGACAAAAUUUUUGCUCAAUAGGUUUGGCUCACCAAUUGAGCCUUCCACCUCUGCUGGAAAGGAGGCCAAGAAAGAGGGAGGUCCCUUACCCCAAGAAGCUCAGGCAUACGGGGAGGAACUUGAAGAAGCUAGAAGGGGACGUUUAUAAUUUUGGAGUGUCUGACCUUCUAUUGGAUAAGGAGAUGCUUGAUGUGGAGAAAAUCUUUCCUAAUGAUCAAGUCAUCCCAAAGACUUCCCCGCCUGAGGAGGUUGGGAAAAUUCUUGAUAGCUCUAAUCUGCCAGAUGCUAAAGUUAGUGUUUAUGGACAAGCCGAGCCUAUAUCGAUUAGCUUGCUAAGGGCUCUUUGUUUCAUGAUCCUGACCUUACUAAAUGAAGUGUACCAAAUCACUAUUGGAGAUGUGAUGGGGGCCUACCAUGCUUUUGCAAAGGCAUAG